Molecule: messenger RNA, 1126 nt
Organism: Colletotrichum acutatum
Lineage: Eukaryota; Fungi; Ascomycota; Sordariomycetes; Glomerellales; Glomerellaceae
Product: kinase phosphorylation protein-domain-containing protein
Exons: 1
Coding region: 196-996 (266 amino acids)
Source: RefSeq, a predicted model, not a curated record
UCUUCAAGCUCCCAGACCUUCACUUUGAACAGAGCCCACCUUACCCAACAACAACAACCAUUAUAAAAUCUACCAUCAUCGAAUACCAACAACACAUAAGCAAACCCCUACCAAAAGAAUUCCACCGCGAGAAAAUCAUAGCACCGAUACCCAAAGGAAACAUCAAACCAAAACGAAAGCAAACCCCAUCAAACAAUGGACCUCCUCUCGAGCGUCCGCAAAUCCGGCUCCCGCGGCGGCGUCAACUUCAGCUGGGACGAAGUUGCCAACUCGUCCCACCGCGAAAACUACCUUGGCCACAGCCUCAAAGCCCCCGUCGGCCGCUGGCAAAAGGGCCGUGACCUGAACUGGUACGCCAAGGGCGACGGCGACGACGCGGGAGCGGUCGAAGGCGAGACGGAACAAGAGAGGCAGGAGCGUGCGCGCAAGGAGGAGCUGCGCAAGAUUAAAGAGGCCGAGGAAGACGCGCUCGCGCGCGCGCUGGGGUUGCCUGUGCCGCAGCGGGAUUCGUCGGGCGCGAAUGCGGUUGAGGUGAGCGGGUCUAGGGGGAUUGGUGGUGCAGGUGAUGCGAAGCCUGUAGAGGAGGAAGGAGUCAAGGGCGGGCUCGUUGUCAGUGAGAAGAGGGAGCGCAGGGAUCGGGACGAGGAUCGGGAGAGAAGGCGGAGGCGGAGUCGGAGUCGUAGCCCCCGGCGAGAGAGGAGGAGGGAUGGCGAGAGGAGGCGGAGUCGGGAGAGGGACAUGGAUCGCGGGGAGGAGAGGCACCGCCAUCGCCGUGGUGAAGGACGGGAACAUGGUGGCCGCGAACGGAGGGAUCGCGAUCGCGACCGCGAUGAGGGACGGGAGAAGCGGCAUCACCGUAAGGCGAGAAGCCGGAGCCGUGAGGGUGGCGAGCGAGAGCGCGGGCCGAGAGAGCAUCGACGGCGGAGUAGGAGUAGGGAGGGCCAGCGGCCGCGAUCGAGGGAUCGCCGGCGCAGUCCCGAUGAGCGCCGUCGAUAAAGGUCGGUAGACUGGUGAGAGUGGUGAGACCGAAGAGAUAGAUAGAUCAAUGAUACCCAUGUCACUUUUGAUGCGCAAACAAGCCCAUAAGAAGUUACGUUUCACAAAAACAUCCACUCUCAAGAUAGCG